GUGUGUGUGUGUGUGUGUGUGUGUGUGACAGCUGCGAGCUGAGCUCAGUAAAGCUUCAUCUAUAAUAGGAUGAGCGGCCGCUCGUGUGUGUGCGCGCGACGCUGAAUGAAACGCUCAUUGUUCGAUUUAUUGUUUCUGUGAUAUUUUAGCGGAUUGAUUGAUCAGUGAUCAGAUGUGAUCGGAUGGAUAUAUCGAUGUGAAGAAGGUGUCAAACACGGUUGAAGUUCAGAAGUGAUCGUGUGGGACGCGGUGCGCAGGGAAAGAUGCGUUCGGAGGUUUUGUUGCUGUAUUUCUCUCUGCUGCAGACGGCUCGGGCCGCUUUCCCAGAGGACACCGAGCCAAUCACUAUUUCACAUGGCAACUAUACAAAACAAUAUCCAGCAUUUGUUGGACACAAACCAGGCAGAAACAACACACAGCGACAUAAACUGGACAUUCAGCUGAUUGUGAUUAUGAAUCGGACUCUGUAUAUCGCUGCCAGGGAUCACAUUUACACCGUGGACAUUGAGACGACUAACACAGACACAGAGAUCUUUUUCAGCAAGAAACUGACCUGGAAAUCCAGACAGGCCGACGUGGACACCUGUAGAAUGAAAGGCAAACACAAGGAUGAAUGCCACAAUUUCAUCAAAGUUGUUCUCCAGCAGAACGAUGAAUCUCUGUUUGUGUGUGGAACUAACGCUUUCAAUCCGUCCUGUCGAACCUACAAGAUGGACAGCUUGGAUGCCAUCAGCGAGGAAAUCAGUGGCAUGGCCCGCUGCCCGUAUGAUGCCAAACAUGCCAACGUUGCCCUGUUUGCUGAUGGGAAGUUAUAUUCGGCCACAGUCACAGAUUUUCUGGCCAUCGAUGCGGUGAUCUAUCGCAGUCUGGGAGACAGUCCCACCCUCAGAACCGUCAAACACGACUCCAAAUGGCUGAAAGAGCCAUACUUUGUUCAGGCGGUGCAAUACGACGAGUUCAUCUAUUUCUUCUUUCGGGAAAUCGCCAUGGAAUACAACAGCAUGGGAAAGGUGGUUUUCCCGCGUGUGGCACGCGUGUGUAAGAACGACCGCGGCGGAUCUCAGCGUGUGUUGGAGAAGCAGUGGACGUCUUUCUUAAAGACUCGACUCAACUGCUCCAUCCCCGGAGAUUCGCAUUUCUACUUCAACAUCCUGCAGGCCGUCACCGACGUCAUCCACAUCAACGGACGCGACGUCAUCAUGGCGACCUUCUCCACACCAUAUAACAGUAUCCCGGGCUCAGCCGUCUGCGCGUACGACAUGAACGACAUCGCCACGGCCUUCACCGGACGCUUCAAAGAGCAGAAAUCACCCGACUCCACCUGGACUCCAGUUCCUGAGGAGAAAGUGCCCAGGCCGAGGCCUGGCGUGUGUGCGUCUGGAGAAAAGUUCAAAGUGUCCAAUGAGUUUCCCGACGAAACGCUGAACUUUAUCAAGAUUCACCCGCUGAUGGACGAGGCCGUGCCCUCCAUCGCAAACCGGCCCUGGUUUCUGAAAACGAUGGUUCGAUAUCGUCUGACUCGUAUCGCAGUGGAUAACGCCGCCGGUCCUCACCGUAACCACACGGUUGUUUUUCUGGGUUCUGAGCGAGGAAUCAUUCUGAAGUUUUUGGCUAAGAUGCGGAGCGGCUUUCUCAAUGACAGCCUGUUUCUGGAGGAGCUGAACGUCUACAACCCUGACAAGUGCAGUAUUGAUGGAGUGGAUGACAAACGCAUCAUCAGUAUGCAGAUCGACCGCAGGAGUCACUCGCUGUUCGUGGCGUUCUCCUCGUGUGUGGUCAAAGUCCCUCUUUCUCGCUGCCAACGACACGGAAAGUGUAAAAAGUCCUGUAUCGCCUCCAGGGACCCGUACUGUGGUUGGGUGUCAGACGGCGCCUGCAGAGAAAUCACAUCUGACGCAAAAUGGUCUUUUGAGCAGGACGUGGAGCAGGGCAACACAGAUGGACUCGGCGACUGCCAAAGUAAGCAGAACCCGUUUACUGAGAGCUGUGGUCAUGACAAGAACCUCACAAACAGCUGUAGACACACAUGCACACACAUAGACGUAAUGUUUUUUAUACUGUACAAACUGUAUAUUUUAUCCCCUACCCCUAACCCAACCCCUAAACCUAAAGAUCAUAGAACACUUUUUGCAUUUUUAGAUUUUUUUAAAAAUAUUAGUACAGUCACUGGCCAAUCAGAAGCUUUGAUUUCAGAGUGUUUAUGUGACGUACAGUAUGGUGAAGGAUGUUUGUGUGAAAGGUCAGAUUCAGACGGACGGUUCACACCUUUAUUGGGUCAGAGACGCUCAUGUGUUUGUACUCCAGCAGGACUUCUCACCACCCCCCCGCCCGCUGCCGGCGGUCCGCUGGGUCGGGGUCGUAUGGUCAAGCUGAAGGACCCUCCCCUGCCCGCUGAUACGAGGGAUCUGUAUGUGUCGCAGGCGGAGAACGUGGGUGUGAUCCGAGAGACGUACCAUCGGGAUCGGGACGGGAUGGUUCCCGUGACCCUUCUGGCCAUCGCCAUCAUCCUCGCCUUCGUGAUGGGCACCAUCUUCUCGGGCAUCAUCGUCUACUGUGUGUGCGACCACCGGCGGCGGGACUUCAAUGUGCCCGUCCGCAAGGACAAGGACUCGGUUCAGUCCAGACGAGGUUCCAUGAACAGCGUCACCAAGCUGACGGGUCUUUUCGAGACUCAAGGCAAAGAUGGCCGCCCGGAGGCCGUUCUCACCCCGCUCAUGCACAACGGCCGUCUGCCCAACGGUAGGACGCUCAUCAAAGCGGACCAGCAGCCAGAUCUGAGCGGCCUGCCAACGCCCGAGUCCACACCCCUUCAGCCUCGCCGCAAGCCCAGCCGCGGGAGCCGCGAGUGGGAGAGAAACCAGAACCUGAUCAAUGCCUGCACCAAAGACCUGGUGUCCGUGGGCUCCGCGGUCAUCCCCACCGACCUGCCGCUGCGUCCGUCUCCGGGUCACAUCCCCAGUGUGGUGGUGCUGCCUCUGCCUCAACAUCAGCAGGCCUACCAGCACGAGUACGUGGAGCAUCCUCGUCGGGCGGAUCUCUCGGAUGACCCUGAAACAACGCUGGAGUACAAAUCGCUCAAAAGUGCGUCAGACGACGAUGGCGUGCCGCCGCGGGUACCCCAGCGCGAGGCGUCUCUGACCGCCGCCGUUCCUCCGGCCGUCCCGCAGAUGGGCAAGAGACUCGACGUGUACGCCCGCGCCUACCAUGCCAGUUCGGGCCUGAAAAAACAACACAACACCAACUCGUCCAACUCCUCGCACAUGUCCAGAAAGCACAGCUUCCACGUGGAGACGCCUCCGCCCGCUCCACGGAGGGUGGACUCCAUGCACGUCACCUCUCCGCCGCCAGUCCUCGGGCUCGCGCGUCACCUCGGCCUGAGCUCGUACGGCUCUCUGCCGCACAGGCAGCUCAAGCCGGACGUCCCUCCCAAACCCUCGCUGGUGUCUCUUUACACCAAAGUCAAGUCGGGCGACUCGUGCACAUAAUCCGUGCCGAUCUGAACGCUAAAGUGCAUCUGUUCACACAGCUGCGUGCUGGAAAUGCGACUCUUUAUUUCCUUUUUGUUUUUGACACCUUUUUGAGUCCGUGCACACGGACCUCGGGCUCACGAGUUCCCGGACGGCAAACGUGCAACAUCAUCAGCACUUAGAGACGGAGAUUCUGUCCGGAUGAGAAUGUGAGGUCACGUCGCAGCUGAGCAAGGCCGAACGAAACCACACGAGGCGCUUCUCCAGCACUUGGAACCGGAGUGCCGCUUGAGUUUACAACUGUGAAGAAACGUCAGUGUUAACGCUACUGGACGAAACAAUCGAGUUCUACUGUAACUGACUGUUAAUACUAAUAACAGCUUGUAUUUAUUUCUUUUUGAAUAAAGUGCUUUUGGAGAAAGACAAACUGUUUUUAGGUUGAACAUGAGAAGAGUUUUCGUUUGAAUGAAAUUAUUCAAAGUCAUUUAACUGGAGCCAGUACUCGGACGGAGAGAAGUGAAGCCUCUGUGUCAGAGAGGAUUGUGGGUAAAUCUCACUUAUACAGGAACAUAAAUAGAAUGAGCUUUAUUAAAUCUCACAACAGUCAACGAGUCGCACUUAGAAAAACAACGUCUUUCAUUUUCCUUUUGUCGAUUGGUUUUGGUCUUUUUCUUCCACGUGUAAAUUUGUGCCUUACACCCGAGUAGUAGCUGUUAACUGUUCUCUAACUGUAACUGAUGAUGAUGUUUGUUUUCUUUGUUUUGAUUUUUAAAAAUAGAAAAAAAAACUACAUUGUAAUUGAAGAAUGUUGAUGUUGUCAUUGUCAAAUUUAACCACAAAAGAUUCUGUGCUUGAUUUCUCAUUGUGCCAAUCAAACGGUGAAAUGUGUUUCAGUUUUAGCUUUUUCUGUUUUUACUUUUCACCAUGUUUUUACACUGUUUGGUAGAUGAAUUGAUGUUUCUCCUCUUAAUUCUGGCUGUUUUAAGGCAAUAAGAGAAUAACACACACACACAAACACAAGCUUUCUAAUGUAUUAUGAACGGCGGUGAAUGCGGGCUGGCUCCUGUGUACACCUGCAUUCCAAUAAUAUUAGAAAACUUCAUGUUUUCAAUGUUUGUGACAGAUUGCGAUUAAUAUAAUUUUCUAGCUCUAUCAUUGUAAUGUAAUAUGAGGGAUUGUUAUUUAACUACACAGGUUUUAUUAAACUUCUCACGUGCUCUAGUUUUGACUGUAGAUAGUUGAAGUGGCGUCCAUCUGAAUAUUCCAGCUGUUGUUCUUCAGACGGUUCAUCCUGAGAUCUCAUCUCAUGUCUCUGAACGGAGAUUUCUGUGCCGGUGCCGGUGCCUUUGGACGCCUCUAGAUUUCUGUUGGAAUUCUCUCGACGGUGUGCAGUUUGUUCUCUUGUAUGAUGUCGUUUUGUCAUGAGGUUUUUCUGGACCUCUUCCUCAUCUGAUUCACAGAUAAAUGUAAAGAAAUUCUCUUUAAUAAAUGGAUCAAACAUUUCA
Triplophysa rosa is the source of this 4972-nucleotide messenger RNA. RefSeq names its product sema domain, transmembrane domain (TM), and cytoplasmic domain, (semaphorin) 6A (gene sema6a). The transcript has 18 exons. Gene Ontology annotation, biological process: neural crest cell migration; semaphorin-plexin signaling pathway; axon guidance. Bases 264 to 3485 code for a protein of 1073 amino acids. The record is from RefSeq and is a predicted model, not a curated record. Gene Ontology annotation, molecular function: semaphorin receptor binding; chemorepellent activity. Lineage: Eukaryota; Metazoa; Chordata; Actinopteri; Cypriniformes; Nemacheilidae.